UAUCUCAACUGUAUCUGCAUUCAUCUGCCACAAACACCAACAACACCACAGAAAUGUCAAAUAUGUGUUUCCUCGAGUUCCAAUACCACAUCUCCAAACUGAGGAAACCAUCUCGUCUGUUUUCCUCCCGAGACAGGCAAAGCUCUGGCCUAGACCCUGCUUUCCAGCCAGAUGAGAAUGAGAUGAAGCAAGUAUUUGAUAUGAUUGAUAAGGACAAAGAUGGGAAGAUCUCUCAAGAAGACUACAAGGACAUGCUAAAAGUACUGGGAAAGGAUGAUUUGAUUAAAACAGUACCAAAGAUUUUCGAGGUGGUUGAUCGAAAGCAAGACGGGUUUAUUGAUUUCAAAGAGUUCAUGGAAUAUCACAAGAAGGGUGGUGGAGUGAAAUGGAUGGACUUGCAGACUGCUUUUCGAGUAUUUGAUUUGAACCACGACGGUAAAAUAUGCACCGAUGACAUUCGGGGCGUGUUAAGGAGGCUGGGAGAGGAAUGCAGCCAGGAAGAUUGCCAGAGAAUGGUUAGAGCAGUGGACAUUGAUGGGGAUGGUGUGGUUAAAAUGAGUGACUUCAUGACGAUGAUGACUCGCAGCAUGAAGCCUGUCUAGAGAGUCUAUCUGUAUGGAUACCUAUCUGCAAAUCUGGUUAAUUUGAGUUGUAUCUUAAUAUAUUACAUUAUGGUCGACUCCCUAAUAAAUAGUA
Molecule: messenger RNA, 696 nt
Organism: Corylus avellana
Lineage: Eukaryota; Viridiplantae; Streptophyta; Magnoliopsida; Fagales; Betulaceae
Source: RefSeq, a predicted model, not a curated record